AUGAUUCACUUCUACCCGAACUGCACGUUACCUCCUACUGCGGGUAGGUUUGUGGCAGCUCCUGAUGUCCGGGGAACCCUGGACAUAGUUUGGAGUUGUGGCUCGAUUCUCAUCCUCUCCUGCUGGUCCAUCUUUCAUCCGAAUAUUCCCCCUCAGUUCAAGCCCACACCGAAAGGCUGGCACAAUACCCGGCGACACUUAUUCCUCUUUUUCCAAAAGCUGAGGUGGGUGGUUAGUAUCUUAGUGGCUCCAGAGAUGAUCAUGACCAAGGCAAUGUUGGACUUGACAUCUGCCAAGGCGCUCCAAGUGCCCUUGCAAGAAUUCGCAGAAAAGGAUGGAGUCGACUGGAGUCUAUCACAUACAUUUUUCGCCAACAUGGGAGGCUUUCAGAUCUGUUUUCCCCAGGACAACGAGCCAAACAGAAACGACCCAGAGACAAGCAUCUUGUCCCAACCCAAUCCGCGGUCUGUCCACCCACCACAAGGGAAAGAAGAAUUUACAAAAUCACUGUCUGAUACUGCGGGAGGAAGUAUAUUGGGUGAUAAGAGAGCAUCCAGCCGGGAUAUCAGUCCUCAUAUAUCAACCGACUCAACCGACGAGACCGGCUCCGUAAAACGCAAAACCAAAGCACGGAAUCCCAACGAUCUUAGCAACACUCGGAGGCGAUAUCGCCGGAGAAUCCAACGUUUCAACCGUUUGUUUGGGGAAAUGACAUGGCAGCCAAACAGCCAUCAUACUACCAUGAGUGAAGAAAUGCUUUCCCAGUACAGUUCUAUGGUCCGUGGAGCAAGUGUAUACAACUCAUCGUCUAUCCAACAUUAUAAUAUUCUCGCCAUGGAAGGUAGUGUGUGGGUUUUAAAUGCGCCCCAGCUUCUUAUGGCCCGACAUUAUGGUAUUAUUGAACGACUACCCAACAUUACAUGCCAGGAGAUCGAUGACAAAAACAAGGGUGAUUCCCUUAUUAAAGUCCUUGCAGUUGUUCAAAUAAUCUGGCUGAUUGUCCAAUUGAUACUGCGAUUCGCGUACCAUAAAUCAGCAUCUCAAUUGGAAAUAAUGACUGUGGCGUACGCAGUCUGUGCUUGCGUCACCUACUACAUGCUUAUCUACCAGCCGCAGAAUGCCAAUACGCCGGUUUGUAUUUCUGCGCGUAAGCUCAAGUACGAUAUCCAUCAACUCAAGGCGAUUGUUGAGGUCGGCCCCUUACACUUCCUUCCAUUCCUUGACUUUCAGCUCCCAUGCAUUCAAUAUAAUUCUUUUCCAUUUGUUGCAGACCCGAGGAAAGAUCUUGUGAAAGUAAAUCGCCAAACACAAAACUAUAUCUACCUCGGUAUCUGUGUUGGCGCUCUUAUUUUUGGCGUUGUGCAUCUAUUUGCGUGGAGCUUCCCAUUCCCGACAGAUGCCGAGAAACUUAUAUGGAGAAUCUCUUCGUUUCUAACGGCCCUGUUGCCAGCGGCUCUCAAUGCAAUAUGGUUGCUGGCAAACCGUGGCAACCGUGAAACAGAAAUCCAUAAACCAUGGUAUCUUACAAUGGCUCUUGUUGGUAUAUCGAUAAUUGUUUUAUGUCGACUGUUCAUUUUUGCAGAGGCGUUUCGGUCAUUGUACUUUCUCUCCCCUGAAGCGUUCUCCUCGACUUGGGCGUCAAAUGCACCCCAUGUUGGGUGA
This is a messenger RNA of Aspergillus pseudonomiae, 1662 nucleotides long. RefSeq lists its product as uncharacterized. The coding region runs from base 1 to 1662 and encodes 553 amino acids. NCBI's taxonomy places the organism in Eukaryota, Fungi, Ascomycota, Eurotiomycetes, Eurotiales, Aspergillaceae. The transcript has a single exon. The record is from RefSeq and is a predicted model, not a curated record.